Molecule: messenger RNA, 1380 nt
Organism: Quercus lobata
Lineage: Eukaryota; Viridiplantae; Streptophyta; Magnoliopsida; Fagales; Fagaceae
Product: two-component response regulator ARR2-like
Exons: 4
Coding region: 27-1280 (417 amino acids)
Biological process (GO): phosphorelay signal transduction system; positive regulation of DNA-templated transcription
Cellular component (GO): nucleus
Molecular function (GO): transcription cis-regulatory region binding; DNA-binding transcription factor activity
Source: RefSeq, a predicted model, not a curated record
UUGACCUUGUUCUGACAGACGUCUAUAUGCCAGAAGUGAACAGGUUUCAAUUCCUGAAUUGCCUUGAGAAGGAAUUCAACUUUCCUGUUAUCUUGAUGUCUGCCAAUUUUAUGGAGAAAUUCGUAUCACAAGAUCUUGAAUGUGGCAUUUCACUAUAUAUCAUGAAGCCUUCAAACUCAAAUGAAGUUCAAAACCUCUGGCAACAUCUCCUUGCACAGAAAGCAAGUAAAACAAUGGCAAGCACAUCUGUUAGUGAAGCAACUUGGGUACAUCAAGACGCUAAUAGACCAGAACCACGGAGGAGAAGAGAACAAAAAGAAGUAGAUAAAGAUGAUUCCACCCCACAAAAAAAGCAUAAGGUUCGGUGGACUAAUGAGUUGCAAGAAAAUUUUUUGGAAGCUAUCAACCACUUGGGACUUGAAAGGGCUGUCCCUAAGAGAGUAUCUGAGUUUAUGAAUGUGCCUGGAUUAACUAGACGUCAUGUUGCAAGCCACUUGCAGAAAUACCGUCGGAACUUAAAGCAAGUUCAGGAAGGAAAGCAGUCUACACGUUCUGUGCAUGAAAUACAACAGCUAUUUGGCGGUUCUCCUCUUAAUAUACAACAGCUAAAUUCUCAGUUCUCCAUUAAGUUACCCAACAGGACACUGACUCAACCAGUAUGCGAUGGCAACAUUACCGUGCCUUCCUAUAGUUAUGCUCAUAUGCUUGAACCCAAAGCAUAUGAACAUAACCAUGGGAAGGCAUCUAAAAUUGAUGCAGCUCCUCUAAACAACAACAGUGGAUCAUAUUUUGGGAUUGCAGAACAUGGUACUCAUAAGGGCUUGACUCAGGUGGGUUCAACUCAUUUCCAAGAUGACCAAGUUAACAUUAACAGUCUAAUAAGCAUGUUAAGCACUGAAUCACAAAGCAAUGCCAAUGAACAUCCACGUUUAUUCACCAGUAACCCUUGUGUUGGUGGAAUCAAGAUGACCAGUGAUGGGAAGUAUGUUGGGCAUGACGAAGGGAGUCUUAUAGAUGCCAAUGAAAUUAGAAGUAUGACUCCGUCCAUGUCCCAAAAUUCCGGUCACGAGACUAUGAACCGGUACCCUUCAAUGUUCAUGAACUCCAUUCCACAGCAGCAACAUUCUCUGCCUCCACCUCCACCUCCACCACUUCCAUCACUGCUACAAGAUGAAUCAUACAGUUUUGGGGCCAAUGAAGAUAUUGAUUUUCCAGAAGAGAUUAUUCAACUGUUUCUAAGCAGUGAUUUUGACAAUUUAAUCUCCGAAGAGGACAUUUAAUUUUCAAGUCAUGCAAUUUUGUAACAAACAAAACAUGAAGGUUCAUUCUUACUUUUCUUGUAUUUAAUUCCUGUAGUAAAACGAAUUUUUUGCUCUAUGU